This is a messenger RNA of Pelobates cultripes (western spadefoot toad), 321 nucleotides long. The record is from the annotation of a GenBank genome assembly. Lineage: Eukaryota; Metazoa; Chordata; Amphibia; Anura; Pelobatidae.
AUGGGUGAUACUGCGGGCGUUCCAGCCUGCCUGAGAACCGGUUUCUAUUUUGUGGUAAAGCCUGAUACAGUCAAGAAGCAGGCACUAUUUCUGUCAACCUGUUCUGCAACCGGCAGGGAUGUCAUUAUAGAGAAGAGACAGCGUGUUGUGCAAAUUGAUCCGCUGGUGAUGUCAGAGCCCUUUCUGUCUGCCUUUAACGCUGGUUCAGCAGCUGAACAAAUGGACUCUGCGAUACGAAGCUCUAAAGCAAAUGCCAAGCAAGAUGUGAACGGCAGCAUGAUCCCAGUGUUUAUGCCAUUAACGGAGCACAGUUGGCAUUAG